Messenger RNA from Nicotiana tabacum (common tobacco), 1614 nucleotides. RefSeq lists its product as uncharacterized. The record is from RefSeq and is a predicted model, not a curated record. NCBI's taxonomy places the organism in Eukaryota, Viridiplantae, Streptophyta, Magnoliopsida, Solanales, Solanaceae.
AUGGAGACUGAAACCAGUUUUUUUCAAAUAGCUCCUCCUGUCUUCGAUGGUGAGAAUUACCAACUUUGGGCGGUGAGAAUGGAGACCUACCUUGAGGCUUUGGAUCUUUGGGAGGUUGUGGAAGAGGAUUAUGAAAUUCCCCCACUACCAAAUAAUACCACCAUGGCCCAAAUCAAGAGUCACAGGGAAAAGAAAACGAGAAAAUCCAAGGCUAAAGCAACUCUAUUUGAUAUUGUUUUGACAACAAUUUUUACAAGAAUUAUGUCUCUCAAAUCAGCAAAAGAGGUCUGGGAUUAUCUCAAAGAAGAAUAUGCAAGAGAUGAAAGGAUACAAGACAUGCAAGUGCUCAAUUUAAUAAGAGAAUUUGAGUUGCAAAGGAUGAAAGAGUCUGAAACAAUCAAAGAGUAUUCAGAUAGAUUGCUUGGCAUCGUCAAUAAGGUGAGGUUGCUUGGAACCAAAUUUCUUGAUUCAAGAAUUGUUGAAAAAAUUCUUGUAACGGUGCCCGAAAUAUAUGAAGCAUCUAUAACCACCUUGGAGAACACUAAAGAUAUGUCCAAGAUUACCUUGGCGGAAUUGUUAAAUGCUCUACAGGCACAAGAACAACGAAGGCUUAUGAGGCAAGAUCGUCACGUAGAGGGAGCUUUGCCCGCCAAACAUGAAGAUGGUGGAAGAUACAAAAAGAAGAAGAAUAAGAAGUACCGGCCAGCAGAUGGAGAAGGUGCAACUCGCAAAAACAAAAGCAAAACAUGUAGCUCAAAAGGAAACUACCCUCCUUGUAAGCACUGUGGCAAGACCGGACAAGCAACAUAUAAGUGUUGGAAAAGGAACAAAAUUCAACAGCAGGAUGCGGAUGCUCGGGUUGUUAAUGAACAGGAGGAGGAUCAACUCUUUGUCGCAUCAUGUUUUACAAAUAAUAUUUCAAGCGAGUCUUGGUUGAUCGAUAGCGGAUGCAUAAAUCACAUGACUUGUGAUAACGAACUCUUCAAGGAAUUAAAGCCUACUCGAGCUAAAAAGGUUAGAAUAGGCAAUGUCAGUCAUAUUCCAGCAAAAGGAAUAGGCACCAUUGCAAUUGAGACACAAUCAGGUACUAAAACAAUAUAUGAUGUUCUUAAUGAUCCCUCGGGGAAAGACUUGUUUAAAGUCAAAAUGAGAGGCAGAAAUUUCUCAUUAGAUCUAUUUGAAGAGCGAAUGGUGUAUUCAGCAAAAGAAGAUGUUGCUGAGUUAUGGCAUAAGAGACUCGGUCACUAUCACUAUCAUGAGAUUGUCAAAAUGCAAAAAUUGAAGAUGCUUACAACACCAUAUACUCCAGAACAAAAUGGAGUUAGUGAAAGAAGAAAUAGGUCAAUAAUGGAGAUGGCCAAAUGUAUGUUGCAUGAGAAAGAGUUGCCUAAAACUUUUUGGGUUGAGGCAACGAAUACUGCAGUUUUUCUGCAAAAUCGGCUUCCAAUGAAGGCUUUGGAAGAUAAAACCCCAUUUGAAACUUGGUACGGGUUUAAACCUUCACUGAGUUUUCUUAAAGUGUUGGUUGUGUGUGCUUUGCUCAUGUUCUUCAGGUUAAGCGUGAUAAAUUGGACAAGAAGGCAAUUUCAGGCAUCCUUGUGGGCUACAGUUUAG